CGCAUUGUGAGAACCAUGCAUAUUCCCCUCUGCUAUUGUGGUGACUGAAUUGCUUUCCAGUACCAGCGUAUUUAGUUAAGCAGAUUUGAUUUGACUUACACCCCAUGAUGAUCUCUCUUGAUGGUGGCUGAUAAGUGGCUUGAGGAGACGGCAGAAUCACAUAAAGAGCUAUGAGCAUGCAUGCAAACCACAUCAUAACAAGAUGGUAUACUGCAAGUAUCAUGGAUUUCUGUGAUGUUGAAUGAAGAAUUUGUAGCACUAGACCAGUGACAUCUCUACCUACUGUCCACUAACCAUGGGAGGUGUGGAGGAAAUACACAGAUGGACAGUCAAGAUGAGCACGCCAGGGGUGUUGGCUGUAGUGACAUUCUUUUCUAUGAUUCCUGGUGGGGUGCUGAGUGAUAUGAGAUGUACUCAGGGUCUGGAAGCCCAACAUUUUGCCCAGGGGUCCACUCAUCUGCACCGUCGCCUGAAGAGAGACUGGAUCUGGAAACAGUUGUUUGUCCCAGAGGAAGAUCCCACUCCUCGUGUCAUUGGCCAGCUCAAGUCUGAUUAUGACCAAGGCGAGUAUUCUAUCAAGUACAUUUUAUCAGGGGAAGGUGCUGGAGAUGUGUUUGAGAUUGAUGAGUAUUCUGGUGAGAUUCGGACUCUGAAGAAGCUUGAUCGUGAGGAAAAGGCUUUCUACGUCCUUCAAGCCCAGGCAAUCAACAGGAGGUCCAACGAACCAGAGGAGCCCCAAUCAGAGUUUAUCAUCCAGGUGCAGGACAUCAAUGACAAUGUACCCCAGUUCCAGAAUGAACCGUAUGUGUCCAGCAUCCCAGAGAUGUGUCCAACAGGGACCAGAGUGGCCCAGGUGACAGCCACAGAUGCUGAUGAUCCCAUGUUUGGAAACAACGCCAAGCUCAUCUACUCCAUCCUCCAGGGGGAGCCGUACUUCUCUGUGGAGCCAAAGACAGGGAUUAUUUUAACAUCUUGGCCACACAUGGACCGCGAGGCCAGGGAGCAGUACCUGGUGGUGGUGCAGGUGAAGGACAUGCUGGGCCUGAGUGGAGGUUAUUCCUCCUCCACCACAGUAACUGUCAGCCUGACUGAUGUCAACGACAAUGGACCCACUUUCCAGCACCACAUGUACACCUUCGCCAUCCCUGAAAAUGCAGCCAUGGGCACCACAGUGGGCAGGAUUAUGGCAGAAGAUGGAGACAUUGGCAUAAAUGCCAGAAUGACCUACACCCUGAAUGAUGACCUGGAGGAAAGCUCAACUUUCAUCAUCAAAACAGACCCAGUGACGCAGGAGGGAGUGGUUCUGCUAGCCCAGCCUUUGGACUACGAAACAAAGAGACGUUUUGUUAUGGCUGCAGAGGCAGUUAAUGAUCACAUAGACACUCGUUUUCUGACUUUGGAUGACUUCAGGGACAGGACAACACUCAAGAUCGUUGUGGAAGAUGUAGACGAGCCGCCUGUCUUCCUCUCACAGGUCUAUUGGUGGAAAGUUCCUGAAAAUGCAGCUGUGGGAACUGUGCUUGGCAGUGUUAGUGCUAGAGACACCGACACAGUCGGCAAUCCCAUCAGAUAUUCACUUGACAAAAGGAGCGAUACCACAAAAGAUUUCAAUAUAGACCCGAAGAAUGGAACAAUAACUGUUGCUAGAACUUUGGACCGAGAGACUACGAACUGGCACAAUGUGACUGUUGAAGCCAAGGAAACCGUCCAGAACCAUCUAUCCUCCUUUUUGGUGGUGUUCAUCAAAGUGCUGGACAUAAACGACAAUGUACCAAGGCUUGCAAGAGAUUACCAGCCAUAUAUCUGUGAGGGGACACAGGCAGGAGAAAUUAUUCAGGUGCUCAGUGCUGUUGAUCCAGACGACCCUGUGGAGGGACACCAUUUCUACUUCUCUAUGGUCCCUGCGAACCACAUCAAUCCAAACUUCACUAUCAGGGAUAAUCAAGACAAUACAGCCAGCAUCGUGGCACGCAGGAGUACUUUCACCCGCAAGGACCGGACCCAGUAUCUCCUACCUGUGGUGAUGACAGACAGCGGCUCCCCAGCUCUCUCCAGCACCAGCACUUUGACCAUCAGCGUGUGCAGCUGCCAACCUGCCGGCCAUUGUCCCACAGGAGGGGUGGAGGCCCUUGCUCUUUCUAUGGGGGUCAGCCUGCAAACAUUGUUAGGGCUUUUGUUCUGCCUAGUCACACUAACAGUACUGUCAAUUAUAAUGCUCAAGGUGAGGAGACACAGGCGGAAACAGCAGGAGGGGCACGAUGUGGAGGUGAAGGAGCUGGAGCUGCCUGAGACAGUGUCUUCGAAGGUGCUGUAUUAUGGAGAAUCCGUGGAUGGAGGAGUAGACCUGGACUUCGGCCAUUCCGUUGUUCCUCUGCGUCACCACCCCCACAGGAGAAGAGAGAGGAGGCUAUGGAGGGAUGACGUCAGAGCCAGCAUACGAAUGUCUCUCAGAGAGUCGCACCUCAUUGGGCCGGAGGAUGAUGUCUUUAGGCAGUUUAUUCUGGACAGGCUGGCAGAGGCUGAUCAGGACCCUCAUGUUCCCCCGUUUGACUGCCUCAAGAUUUAUGCAAAUGAGGGGUCAGAGACUCCCACCGGGUCCCUGAGUUCAUUGGCAUCCUCUACCUUUGAGAUUGAACCUGAGCAACCUGUCUGUAAUCCCAGACCCUACUUAGUGAGACUCACUCCUUGGUAUGGGGGAGGAGAGGAGGACACUAUCUUCUGAGAGGCUUUGUUGUUUCGCUCUGAUGCCAAAUGUCAGACAACAGAGUCAAGUCCACUCUUUUGUAAGUAAACACAGUAUAAAGCUACAGCCAGCAGUUGGUCAACAUAACAGCUGUUUUCCCCUUAAUGCUAAACUAAAUUAAUGACUGUACAUAGACAGACAGUAUGCAUUGACUAUAUACACUAUAUAUAUAUAUAUAUACACUAUAUAUACAUAUAUAUAUAUAUAGACAAGUAAAUUUCACGAAAUAUUAAACAAUUCAUUAAAAGAUAAAAUCAAACCUUACACAUAAAAUGUUAUUGUUGACAUGCCUUUUCUAACUAUACCCAUAUUUGUUGUUCUGUUAUUAUUUUUAUUUUGUGUGUGCAACCAUUCAAACUACAAGAGCUACAAAAGUUUAAGUUGGACUCUAUGCCUUAAGGGGGCAGUAAGCGAUUCUUAAGCAAAACAUACUUUGUAAAAAUCUGUGAAUAUUUCCUCAUAGUCCUCUAGCUUGUUGUUUUUCUGCGCGCACUGGUGAAAUAUCUGCGUUUUCGGCUCAAACAAAACAAUUGGUGCUGCAACGCCGCAGUUUUGGCCUAGUGGUUUGCGCGUCGACCUCCCAUACCCGAGGUCCCUGUUUAGCAGCCUGACAUGAAAAUCACAACAAAGAGAGACAACCUUUCUCCAAAAUUGCUUACUGCCCCUUUAAAGGGUUUCUCUCUGGAGUCACCUUCAGCAACAAUCAAAUGCCACAACAUGGUAUAUGAUAAAAUACUGUACAUCUGUUGUAUAAGAGGUAGAGCACCAUUGGUCUUUGCAAAAAAAUGACCUGUGGUUAUUUUUUCCUGACAAGUGACCUUUUGCAGUCGUGCAAAUAAUGACUGUCCUCUUUAUGUAUUGCACAAACGGCAUAUUGUAAGUGUUCAUUUGAAAGAAAGAGUGACAGAUACAAUAGCUUCUAUAGCUUUUGCUCUCCACCAGCUACUGAGAAGUAAAAAAAACUACACUACUACAUUCAAGUAUUGUAAUGGGCAGGUGACAUACAGUGGGUUCAGCAGAGUUAGGUUUUAUUUUAGCUCUGCCAAGGAGGUUACGUUUUCCUCCCUGUCUGCUUGUUGGUUGGUUGGGUUUGAAAUAUCUUGUGGCUUAAAUCAACAUAAAAUAAAGACAAAAAUAUA
Scophthalmus maximus (turbot) is the source of this 3882-nucleotide messenger RNA. RefSeq names its product cadherin 19, type 2 (gene cdh19). The transcript is spliced from 12 exons. Gene Ontology annotation, cellular component: adherens junction; plasma membrane; catenin complex. The coding region runs from base 296 to 2722 and encodes 808 amino acids. Gene Ontology annotation, molecular function: calcium ion binding; cadherin binding. The record is from RefSeq and is a predicted model, not a curated record. NCBI's taxonomy places the organism in Eukaryota, Metazoa, Chordata, Actinopteri, Pleuronectiformes, Scophthalmidae. Gene Ontology annotation, biological process: adherens junction organization; cell morphogenesis; multicellular organism development.